CCCUCCGAAGUCCCUGCAGCAAGCACCGGAGGGAGGAAGCUAUCAGCCAGGCAUAACCAAGAACGCCAUCACCAUGACAACCAGUCACCAGCCUCAGGACAGGUACAAAGCCGUCUGGCUUAUCUUCUUCAUGCUGGGUCUGGGGACGCUGCUGCCCUGGAAUUUUUUCAUGACAGCCACUGCGUAUUUCACAAACCGCCUGGACACGUCCCAGAAUGCGUCCUUGGUCCCUGCUGAACCGAGCAAGGACAUCCAGGCUUCGGCCAGCCCCUCAGCACCCUUGCCAGAGCGGAACUAUCUCAGCGCCAUCUUCAACAACGUCAUGACCUUAUGUGCCAUGCUGCCCCUACUGCUGUUCACCUGCCUCAACUCCUUCCUGCAUCAGAGGAUCCCCCAGUCUGUGCGGAUCCUGGGCAGCCUGGUGGCCAUCCUGUUGGUGUUCCUGGUCACUGCCAUCCUGGUGAAGGUGCCCCUGGAUGCUACACCCUUCUUUGUCAUCACCAUGGUCAAGAUCAUGCUCAUUAACUCGUUCGGUGCCAUCCUGCAGGGCAGCCUGUUUGGCCUGGCCGGCCUCCUGCCCGCCAGCUACACAGCCCCCGUCAUGAGUGGUCAGGGCCUGGCAGGCUUCUUUGCCUCUGUGGCCAUGAUCUGCGCCAUUGCCAGUGGCUCGGCGCUGUCGGAAAGUGCCUUCGGCUAUUUUAUCACAGCCUGUGGGGUUAUCAUUUUGACGAUCGCCUGUUAUCUGGGCCUGCCGAGUCUGGAAUUCUACCGCUAUUACCAGCAACUCAAGCUCGAAGGGCCUGGGGAGCAGGAGACCAAGCUGGACCUCAUUAGCAAAGAUCCUUCUACAACCUGUCACCCCCCAGGAGAGGAGUCAAAAGCAGGCCAAGAGGAGGCUGGAGUUUCAACCCCCAACUCUCAGCCCGCCAACGAAAGCCACUCUGUCUGCGCCAUCCUCAAAAACAUCAUAGUCCCGGCUCUCUCCGUCUGCUUCGUCUUCACCAUCACCAUUGGGCUGUUUCCUGCCGUGGCUGCUGAGGUCAAGUCCAGCAUUGCGGGCACCAGUGCCUGGAGAGACUACUUCAUUCCUGUGUCCUGUUUCUUGACUUUCAAUAUCUUUGACUGGCUGGGCCGGAGCCUCACAGCCUUCACCAUGUGGCCUGGGAAGGACAGCCGCUGGCUGCCGAUCCUGGUGCUGGCCCGGCUGGCCUUCGUGCCCCUGCUGCUGCUGUGUAACGUCCAUCCCCGCCACAACCUGGCUGUGGUCUUUGAGCACGAUGCCUGGUUCAUCUUCUUCAUGGCUGCCUUCGCCUUCUCCAACGGCUAUCUCGCCAGUCUCUGCAUGUGCUUUGGGCCCAAGAAAGUGAAGCCAGCCGAGGCAGAGACAGCUGGAGCCAUCAUGGCCUUCUUUCUGUCUCUGGGCCUGGCGCUGGGGGCUGUCUUCUCCUUCCUGUUCCGGGCAGUCGUGUGACCGAGGAUGGAUGGAAGGAAGGAUGGCACCGGCUGCCUGCUCCUGCUUUCCUUCUGCUUCAGGGGUGGGCAGGGGUCCUCGAGGUUUUCUCUUCUAGCCGACUUCUGCUGUCUCACGGCCAGUGCUGGGCCCAGCAUCCAGGCCUGGAGGAGAGAGCCUCUGAGGAUGGACGGUGGGGACAUUGUGGGCCUGAUGGUCAGAGUUGAGGGAGGGGACACGGCCUCUGUGUCUGUUCAUGUGUCCCCCCCCGUCCCCCCGCACUUGGCUCUGAUUGAUCCCUGCCUGGCAGAGCAGCAGAGGCUCCUAGUCUCAGAGAGUGUGUGUGUCAUGUGUCUACCUGUUUGCCUGUACCAGGGGUGGCUAGGGGCCAGAACUGCUUGUUCGGAAGUCUGAUAUUUCUGCCCCCUUCUCCCCAUGUGCCUCUUCCCCCCACCUCUCCAUGUUCUUGCCCAUCAUGAACCCUGUACAGUUGCCAUUUUACUGCCUUUUUUUUUUUUUUACACUCAAACCAGAUGCCUUCAAAGGCUCUCUGAUUAAAUAAACUUUUUUUUUUUUUGUUGCCCCUGCUCCAUGGCUC
Messenger RNA from Kogia breviceps (pygmy sperm whale), 2048 nucleotides. RefSeq names its product solute carrier family 29 member 1 (Augustine blood group) (gene SLC29A1). Gene Ontology annotation, molecular function: nucleoside transmembrane transporter activity. Gene Ontology annotation, biological process: nucleoside transmembrane transport; uridine transmembrane transport. Lineage: Eukaryota; Metazoa; Chordata; Mammalia; Artiodactyla; Physeteridae. Gene Ontology annotation, cellular component: plasma membrane. The record is from RefSeq and is a predicted model, not a curated record.